GCCGGUGUUGAUGCCGUCCCAUAAUGAUAUGCGAUAAUUUGACUCCCGUCACAAUUUUGCUAGAGACGCUUGUGUUAUGCAGUGAGAAGGCCGCUGAUAUUGCCAGGCUUAUCCGCACCCAGUACGCAUUGUUCCCUACUCUGAUACAACAUAAAACCCACAAAGAAUCCGGUACGAAUUUUGCUGCGGAUGUGAUGACGCUGGCUGAUGUGUUGAUUCAACAGUCGAUCCGACAUGACAUUGGGAAAGAGUUUCCUGGUUUCGGAGAUUCGGUUUACGGGGAAGAGAACAGCGUUUUCCGUGCCGCGCAAUCUGGCGAGAACAUUCAACUCACUAUUCCACAGACAUUAGAUGAGCUUCAGACUCAGGUGCUCGUGGAUCAGCCGUCUCUGGCUGGUGCCCUAGCUGAACUGAUUCUCUGUCCCCUAAGUCACUUUCGACUUCGUUCGGCGGUACGUGAGCAUUUGGUAUCGAUCAGCCAGUUGGACGUCUCAGCGCGGCUAGAUUUAACGCAGUUCGCUGUGUGGGUCGACCCAAUCGAUGGAACCGCGGAAUACGUUAAAGGGAAUGCAUGUGACGUUUCAUCCGAAGAAACUCGUGCACCAAGUUUAGACAUAAUCUCACCGCACGUCUUUCGUUACCGCAUCUCUGGGACCUUGGGUAAUGUCACGGUCCUGAUUGGACUGUUCAACCGCACAAGCAGACUCCCCGUAUUUGGCGUUAUCAAUCAACCGUUUUUUCCUCGUGUCGCGGCGAACCUCGGGAACAGUCAACCGUCUGGACGACUCUUUUGGGGUUCGACCUUAGGAGGUUCGUAUUUAUCAAGCAACUGCCUUCCAUCCUCCGCCCCGUCAAUCACCAAAUGCUUUCCUGAUUGGUCUUUUCAGGAGCUUUUUUCGUUAUCCGACCCCAUGAAUAACGUUGGUAGGCUGCGGGUUGCAUGUAGCUCAUCGGACCUCGACAGUUUGGAGCGCAUCCUCAAAGAUUAUACUCCUGUGGAUGAUGACCUUCCCCCCGAACUAGUUUUUGUCUCCUGUGCUGGAGCCGGUUUCAAACUUUUGUGCCUAAUCUUGUGUCAGCUCGACAUCUAUCUACUAUUGAAACCGAAUACUUAUUUUUGGGACACAUGUGCACCGCAUGCGAUUCUUCAUGCGCGAGGAGGUGGUCUCGUUCGUUUGAAACCCGCUCUGUCCUACGUGCGUGAGCAGUCUAUGACAGGUGUAUGUGACCUUGAUCCUUCGACACUCAGGGAGUUUGAAGUGCACUACAGUGUGAAGCCAUCGGACUACACGAUAUUUUUUUACUCCGGCGGGCUUCUCACCUCUCUCUCUUCUCGUCAGGACCUCUCUUGCUGUUGCAAUUUGGAUGGUCUAUUGGCCUACCGUGAUGGUCGAAUCGCUUGUCAAUUCCUACACCGCUUGGCCCGAUCUGUGAACACGGUUGACGAGUUGUUUGAUUGA
Opisthorchis viverrini is the source of this 1460-nucleotide messenger RNA. RefSeq lists its product as hypothetical. Lineage: Eukaryota; Metazoa; Platyhelminthes; Trematoda; Opisthorchiida; Opisthorchiidae. The record is from RefSeq and is a predicted model, not a curated record. Gene Ontology annotation, molecular function: inositol-1,4-bisphosphate 1-phosphatase activity. The transcript is spliced from 8 exons. The coding region runs from base 24 to 1460 and encodes 478 amino acids.